AUGCAGCAGACCCUCUCGUACUCAUCAUCAUCAUCAACGCCAUCGCCAUCCCCCGAUGCCCCUCCGAUGCCCACGCCACAACAAGGAGAAGCACCACCACCGAAUCCCAAGCCGACACCCAAUCUGAUCCCAACUCCCCAGCCAAGUCCCCGUGCCCGUCCCCGAUCCACUGGCAGCGGCCGCCUCCAGCCGGCUGUGAUCCCGGUGGACUAUAGCUAUCGCACCCGCUCCCUGCUCUCCGGCCACUCGAUGGCCCCCUCCACGUUCGCCUCCAGCCUCCAGAGCUUCGGGGUCCGCCAGCCGGAGUCCGAGGCGGAUGGCGGCCAGGCGUACAGCAGCCUGUUCGGUGACCCGGUACCGCCACCAUCGUCUCACCUCCACUCCGAUGACUACUUUGGCUCGGCGGCCUUUGAGACGCUGCGUAUGGGUUCGGUGGAGGUGCCCAGUUCCGAGGAGGAUGCCCUGGUGGCGGCCAUGGCGCUGAAUGCCUUGAUUCCUGGGGCCAGAGAGCGCAUCUUUCCGAGUGUUCCCUACACGAGGACACCAAGGGGAUCCCUGCUGCCGCAUCUACAGCCGCCGGAUAUCCAGAUCCUGCCCAACUCCAGCGGUGGCUCUAGUUCCGAGCAGCUGGGCUCGCCUAAUUACCUGCUCCUGGCCCCCGAUGACAUCCUCAACAAGCCGGACAUGUACGAUCUGGAGAAUGACAUCGAGGAGGAGUACAGCGUGGUGGGUCAAAGGCUGUCCUUCCAGGAUGAGCGGGAUGGAGAGGAGUCGGCCAGGAGUCCCAGUCGGCAGGAGACUACAGCCAAGAUGAGCAUCUCCAGCAUUGCUACAGAGGAUCACAGGGGCCUGCUUAGUGACUCCUACUCCAGCCGGGAUUGGUUCCGUCCAGCGCCACAGCACUUUCCCGAGUUCACACGCAUUCCCCGACUGCGACCCAGCUCCAAGAUGAUCAUGUCCAUGAAGCAGGACGAGGGCCCGCUCUCACCUCUGGCCACCAUGAUCCAGGACAUGAAUAGCUCCAGCAGUGGAGGUGAAGAGCGUGUGGCGGCGCCUCCUUCUCCCAAGGAGAAGGUUUCCGUCCCCAAGGACGUAGUCCUGUCGCCUUUGCAAUAUUUGGAAGAGCAGAUGGGCCGGGACAUGGGCCAGUGUCACAGGCAAUUCCUGGGGGAUUAUGGCCUGCCUCCACCGCCAGCUGCUCCGCCUCCUCAUUGCCACAGGACAACGCAGGAUCAGGGCGAUGAUCACAGCUUGAAGAGAUCUAUGUCGCCCAUCAUCAUUAGGGAUUCCAUACCCAUGGGAGGGGAAUACAGAGUGGACCAACCGCGGACCCACAAGAAGACUGCUUUCACCAUCCUCUCCUCGGGUCAGCCAGCGGCGACGGCGACUCAAAGACCUGCUGCUGCCACCCGGCGACACGCCUCCAUCCAGUCGACAUCGACGACGACUACCUCAUCGCCAGCGGUGGCGGCGGCCAGGCCGCAGGCCAGUCCUCGCCGGAGAUCGGUCUUUCCAGCCGCAGAUCCUCGCCUGCCCGAGCUGGGCUUCCAUCACCACCACCACCAGCUGCAGCAGACCACGGAUGACUCCCCACGACCCUCGGUGCAGUUCAAUAUGAGCGGCCGGCUCAGCAGGAGCAAGCUGGCCACGCCCCAGAAGGGGAUCCUGCAGCAGCGCGACUCGCUGACCUCCUCCAUGGACACCUUCACGCCGCGAAACCAAAGCAGGCGAGGAUCCACCACCAGCCUGGGCCAGAAGAUCAAGAGCUUGGAGGCGCUGCCGCAGAUCAUGGAUCCCUAUCGUAGCAGCUCCAUUCCCCGCCUGCACUAUGGCUCCCACAUGGAGCUGGGUGGCCCGGAGCCGGCUGUCUUUCCGCCUGGAGCACUGCCGCGUCCCCUGAAGCCAAAUCUGAAUCCCACGCGAAGGCAACGCGGCCUGCUGAGGAUCAUCAACAAGGAGGAGCCGCUGGGAUCGCGCCUGCGACUGCCGGUGGCGCCUCGCUCCAACUGGGUCAGCCUGGAUGACCUGAGUAGACCAUCCUUCGAUGCUGGGAGCAGUCAGGUUAAGAAUCAGGGUAUUCAGGGGCGACGUCGCUCUAGUUCCACCUCCCCUGAACGUCGAAGUUCCACUCAAACCGCCUCGGAUCGCAGGAGCUCCAACCUGAGCAGCGUCACUGCCACCACCUCGGACUUUAGCUUCCGCAGGCCCACGCUCUCCACACUGCCAGCUGCCCAGACUCUGUCCCGGAUGCGUCGCAAGUCGGUGCAGGCGCCGAGUCCCAAUAGGAUUCCCAACAGGAUUCCCAGCUUCAGUCAGCGAAGGCAGUCCAUCUACCAGAAGGAUCACGGUAAGGUGGCCAAGCCCAGCACGCUGUCGCCCAUCAUAGGGACUCCCAACAAGGACAGCAGCUCGGCGCAAAGUCCCACGCACAGAGCCUCGCUGAUGGGCAGCACCAUGGACACCCAAUCUGAGGUGUCGACGACGCGUAGGGAUUCGCUUUCAAGGAUUCCCGUGCGCAAGAGCCCCGAGUCCCGCUCCAGUUCGCCACUCAAGGACUUGGGGAUUACGGUCUCGGGGAGAAGCUCCCGAGCCAGCAUCGGUCGGUCACCCUCGAGAGGAUUGAGCAGUAGAUCCCCCUCGAGAUCCAUGAAUCCUAGCAGGACGCCGUCGCGGGAGAGCGGAAGACUAGGACUAGAUUCUCGCUCCGCGUCCAGGGGGCCCGCAUCCAGGCCUGGCUCCCGUUUGGAGAUGUCCAGCUCUCGCUUGGAGAUGGCCAACUCCCGCCAGGAUAUAUCCAAUUCGCGGGGCAACUCGCGAGGCAACUCGCGAGCCAACUCCCGAAUGAGUAUCAACUCCUCGUCGCUGCGAUCCUCCAGCAUUUCGCCCGCCACUGCCAUGGCCAGGAACAGGAGCCUGCGAUCCACUACUCCAGGUCGUCGGAAGUCCAUCUCCCUGAGUCCCACGAGUGCUAGCAGGAUGGAUCGCCGGAAGUCUAUAAGUCCAGGGGCCUUGAGCCACUCUCGAAGGUCUUCCAGUCGCACUGGCAAGGCGGAGCCCCCGCCCGAGAUUCUUUCUCGGCGAAACUCUCGUUCUCGCAUUCCCACCAGAUCAUCGUCCCAGGUCAAGGCUGCGUCCAAGUCCCCGCCGGCUUCGUCCAAGAAGAGAUCGAAAUCGCCGGAGAAAACCAAGUCACAGGCCACGACGCCUAGGACUGGUAGAGCGGCGAUGGCUUCGGCCUCCAAAGGAAGCCCCAAGCCGAAGCCCAAGAUCCCUGCAAGUGCCAAACCCAAGAACCAGAAAGAGUCCUCAGCAAAGACACCCGCGAAGCCGGCUAAGAAGGCUGGGCCACCAGGCAAGGCAGCAGCAAAUGGAAAGAAGCCUCCUCCCAGCAAGGCUAUUCCCAUGAAGGACGCCAAAACGGAGAAGGGAAAGGAGAAGGAGAAGGGCAAACAAGCAGUCAAAACCAAUGGCAAGGAACCCUCAGCUGCUGCCAAAACCAAGACCCAAGUGAGCAAGGUCAAGCCGGGAGGAGUAGCCUCACAGGAGAGCAAGAAACCCGCUGCCAGCAAAGCCCAUGGUAUUUCUCUGGAAAAGGGAGCAGGAAAUGGUUCCAAUGCCCCAGGGGAGAUACCUCCUUUGGCCGCCCAGGUGGGCAAUGCGGUGCUCCAGGCGGUGGAAGCUGUGCCGGCGGUUACCAGUGAGGUGAAUGUACCCUCUACGCCAGGUGGCAAGGCAGCUAGCGGAGCCAACAUGUCCAAACUGGUGAGGAUGAGCUCUAGACUGAGUCUGCUGAGCAACAAGAACCGAUCGGAUUCGCCGCAGAGCAGGAAGGUGGCCACUGUGCCGGAACAUGCCAACGAAAGCGAAGAAACCGGAGGACACAGUUCCCUACCCAUGUCCAAUGAUGCUGCUGCCAUUCUGGAGAAGUCUCAAAAGACUCUGGAGACCAUUCAGAAGACCGUAACCGAGGCCACCGACGAGAUCCACAAGACCAUCAGCGAAAAUCUCACCGAUUUGAAGAGCCUGGAGAAUGACCGCCUGAACGCUGAUCCCUCACCCACGCCCAGCUCGGCCACCAUGGUGGCCAGGCCGGGUGAGUCCGCUUCCCGAACAGGCACUGCCGAUGGUAGUAUUGCCCCGCAGAGCUCGGGGGAACAGCCCAAGUCGCCGUUUCCGCCCACGCAGCCCAUCGAGGCAUCGGUUUCGGUGCUCCAUCCCAACGAGAGCUCUGCGGAGCGGAUAGCCAGUGUCCCGGAGGUGGAGUGCGAGAGUUCGGAUAUUCCUGCUCCAUUAGAUGCCUCUGAAUCGGAAUUGGGUGUGGGCCAUGAUGUGAUGCCCACGCCCGAGAGUGGAGCGGACUUCAAGGUGGACGCCAAGCGUCGAUCGCCGGACGGACAGGGUGGAUCAGCGGCGGGAAGCGGUGGCAUGGCCAAAAGCAGCAGUCAGGAGUUCCUUGAGGAAAAGGACAACAACAAUGUCAAGAAGCGUGGAGGCCUCUGUGGUUGCUGCUCCACGCUCUUCAUGCCCUGUCGCCGAUCCCGCUGCUCCCGUUGCUGCAUGCGGAAACGCGACCGGAAUCAGUCCGCCGAGAACCAACCCGUCCUGUGGAGCGGCAACAGCAGUGCCACCACAGCCACCAAUGUCCAAGUGAUUGACGAGACCAAGCCCAAGGGGAAGAAGCGAGUCACUGACUGGCUCAAAUCCAGCUGCUGUCGGAGCUGUCGCAAGAAGCCAGUAACCAGUGGAGAGGAGGAGCCUGAGGCAAAGGCCAAGAAACAGAAACAGGAGACCAACAUGAGUAGCAGCCACACAAUGGGACCAAAGCCACGCAGCAAGUGCGGCCUCUGCCUGAGCAAGGUGUUCUGCUGUCGGUCGGUGAACAAGGUGGAUCCCACCACCGGCGAUGAGACGGAACUGAACAAGUGCUGCUUCUGCAUUCCGUGCCGACGCGGUGGCAGUAGACCCAACAAGAAGGGCAGCACCGUGUCCUGGCGCGAUCAGGACCCAGAGAUGGGCAUAAAGCCCACGGAGUCCUCGGUGGUGGAAGGCGCCUCCGAGGCGGCCAUGUCAGCAGCCACAACUGCAAUGGAUAACCAGGCUAAGGAGGGCUGCUGCAAGCGAUUCUGGCUGAUGCUACUGUGCUGUCGCAAGAAGAAGCGUCGCGAGUCGAAUGCUCGCAGGCAAAGCAUCAAGGCGCCACCACCCAGCGAGGACACCCGUAAGAAGCUGCACAAUGACCUGGUGGAGUACACAUCCAAGAUGAAGGGAGCCAUUCCAGUGCUGCCGCUGUAUUUGGCCUGGUUCUGUGCCUUUUGCAAUGUGGUUUUUCCAGGUUUAGGCACCUUGCUCUCGGGACUCUUUUGCCUGUGUGUGGGCAUUCCUCGCUUCUCCCAGUUCGACAGCGCCCGUGCCAGGAUUGGCUCCUUCAUCAUCAACAUCAUUGUGGCCGUUUCCCAGUUCUUCUGCGUCCUCUUCUGCUUUGUCGGCUGGGGCUGGUCCAUCUGGUGGGGCACCAUAAUGCUAAGAUGUGCCAGAAAACUGAGCAAAAUCAAAAAGGUGGAACGUUUGGAGCUGGAGGAGGAGCAGCGCCAAGCCAAGCUGGCGGAGGAGGCGAAGAACGGCGAUGCCGAGGCGGCCAAGACAUAG
This is a messenger RNA of Drosophila kikkawai, 5646 nucleotides long. RefSeq names its product mechanosensory transduction mediator stumble (gene stum). Gene Ontology annotation, cellular component: sensory dendrite. Gene Ontology annotation, biological process: taxis; sensory perception of mechanical stimulus; proprioception. The record is from RefSeq and is a predicted model, not a curated record. Lineage: Eukaryota; Metazoa; Arthropoda; Insecta; Diptera; Drosophilidae.